This is a messenger RNA of Prinia subflava (tawny-flanked prinia), 1547 nucleotides long. RefSeq names its product SEC14 like lipid binding 2 (gene SEC14L2). The record is from RefSeq and is a predicted model, not a curated record. NCBI's taxonomy places the organism in Eukaryota, Metazoa, Chordata, Aves, Passeriformes, Cisticolidae. Gene Ontology annotation, cellular component: cytoplasm. The transcript has 12 exons. Bases 87 to 1298 code for a protein of 403 amino acids.
GGCCGGGCGGGGCGGGGGGCGGUCCCGGGGAGGUGCUCAGUGCCUUCCCGGCCGCCGGGGCCGGGCAGAGCCGCCCGCAGCGCACCAUGAGCGGCCGCGUCGGGGACCUGAGCCCGCGGCAGGCGGAGGUGCUGGCCCAGUUCCGGGAGAAGCUGCAGGACGUGCUGCCCUCUCUACCCUCCCAGGACGACUAUUUCCUCCUGAAAUGGCUCCGAGCGCGCUCCUUCGACCUGCCCAAGGCAGAGGCAAUGCUCCGCAAGCACGUCGAGGUGCGCAAGCACAUGGAUGCCGACAACAUCAUUGCCUGGGAGCCACCUGAGGUGAUUCGGAAGUACAUGUCCGGCGGGCUGUGCGGCUACGACCGGGAGGGCAGCCCGGUGUGGUACGAGAUCAUCGGGCCGCUGGACGCCAAGGGGCUGCUGUUCUCCGCCUCCAAGCAGGACCUGAUCAAGAACAAGUUCCGGGACUGUGAAGUGCUCCGGCACGAGUGUGACCAGCAGAGUGAAAAGCUGGGCAAGAAGAUUGAGAUGGUGAUGAUGGUGUACGACUGUGAGGGCCUGGGCCUGAAGCACCUCUGGAAGCCAGCUGUGGACACAUAUGGGGAGAUCCUGGCCAUGUUUGAGGAGAACUAUCCUGAGUCCCUCAAGCGCCUCUUUAUUGUGAAGGCCCCCAAGCUCUUCCCCGUGGCCUACAACCUGGUCAAGCACUUCCUGAGCGAGGACACACGCAAGAAGGUCGUGGUGCUGGGAUCCAACUGGAAGGAGGUCCUGCAGAAGUACAUCGACCCCGCACAGAUCCCGGUGGAGUACGGGGGGACAAUGACGGACCCCGACGGGGACCCCAAGUGCUCCAGCAAGAUAAACUACGGGGGGGACGUGCCCCAGCAUUACUACGUGCGGGACCAGCUGGCACAGAAGUACGAACACUCGGUCGUGGUCAACCGGGGCUCGUCCCACCAGGUCGAGUACGAGAUCCUCUUCCCCGGCUGCGUCCUGAGGUGGCAGUUCCGCUCCGAGGGCGCUGACAUCGGCUUCGGGGUGUACCUGAAGACCAAGGUCGGCGAGCGGCAGCGGGCGGGCGACAUGACCGAGGUGCUGCCCAACCAGCGCUACAACGCACACAUGGUGCCCGAGGACGGCUCCCUCACCUGCUCCACGGCCGGCAUUUAUGUCCUGCGCUUCGACAACACCUACAGCUUCCUCCACUCCAAGAAGGUGAGCUACAGCGUGGAGGUGCUGCUGCCCGACACCGCCUCUGCCCAGCAGAUCCAGGGGGAGUCCCCCAACCACAGCCCCUGAGCGCCCCCGGGCUGCACCGCGCCCCCGGGACGGCCCCACUGGAAGAUGGAGCCGGGGCUGAGCCCCGCAGCUGCCGGACUGAGGCGGGGGCCGGACGGGGCCCGCAGCCCCCCCAAACUCUGUGCCUUAUGUGGGUCCCGCACCCACCGCUGCUGCUGCCUGGGGUGGGGAGUAAAGGGAUGGACUGAGCGGCGUCUGCUCCGGUUUGUGGCUCCCCGGCGCCAGAACUGCCCCUGCUGCCCCUCCAAC